This is a messenger RNA of Carassius gibelio (silver crucian carp), 3871 nucleotides long. RefSeq names its product cholinergic receptor, nicotinic, alpha 4b (gene chrna4b). NCBI's taxonomy places the organism in Eukaryota, Metazoa, Chordata, Actinopteri, Cypriniformes, Cyprinidae. The transcript has 6 exons. Gene Ontology annotation, molecular function: transmembrane signaling receptor activity; acetylcholine-gated monoatomic cation-selective channel activity. Gene Ontology annotation, cellular component: synapse; postsynaptic membrane; neuron projection. The record is from RefSeq and is a predicted model, not a curated record. The coding region runs from base 353 to 2227 and encodes 624 amino acids. Gene Ontology annotation, biological process: regulation of membrane potential; monoatomic ion transmembrane transport; signal transduction.
AGGGGCCAGAGAGGAGAGAUACUGAGAGUGAAACAGCAAAACACAGAGAGAGAGAGAGAGAAAGACAGAGAGAGAGAGGAAGGGAAGAGAGAAAGGGGGAGGGAAAAGAGUCUAAUGACAGCUAGAGAGGCAUUCUGAUGGACUCCUCACCUUUACAAGAGCUUUGGACACUGAAUGUGGCUGAUUUUAUGCACUUUUCGGGUAUUUUUGUUCAAUUUGCAGAGAAAUUAUCCACCAAUUUUUUAAAAAGAGGGGGAUUUUUUUAAACAAUUUAUAUUGUUUUUGUAUUAGCUCAUUUAUUAACUGGAAAUCAAUUUUGGUUUGGGACAUCAUCCGACCUCAGUAGGACGAGAUGAGAGAAGCGUGGAGGGUCUUCUUUCUUCUGCCCGUCUUUCUGCAGCUGGAGUAUGUGUUUUCCACCGGUCCAGCUCGUGCCCAUGCAGAAGAAAGACUCCUGCAAUCUUUGUUCAGCAACUACAACAAGCUCUCUCGUCCGGUGGCGAACAUCUCGGAUGUGGUUCUGGUCCACUUUGGCCUGUCCAUUGCUCAGCUCAUUGACGUGGAUGAGAAAAAUCAGAUGAUGACCACAAAUGUCUGGGUGAAGCAGGAGUGGAACGAUUACAAGCUGCGCUGGAACCCAGAGGAGUAUGAGAAUGUCACCUCCAUCAGGAUCCCCUCCGAGAUCAUCUGGAGACCGGAUAUUGUGCUCUAUAACAAUGCGGACGGAGACUUUGCGGUGACUCACUUGACUAAAGCCCAGGUGUUUUACAAUGGCUGGAUCAAAUGGAAACCUCCUGCCAUUUAUAAAAGCUCCUGCAGCAUAGAUGUCACCUUCUUUCCCUUCGACCAGCAAAACUGCAAGAUGAAAUUUGGCUCAUGGACGUACGAUCGGGCCAAGAUCGACCUGGUCAGCAUGGCCAGUGACGUAGACCAGAUGGACUACUGGGAAAGCGGAGAGUGGGUCAUCAUAAACGCUGUUGGCACUUACAACAUCAAGAAGUACGAGUGCUGUACGGAAAUCUACCCAGAUAUCACCUACUCCUUCAUCAUCAGACGUCUUCCUCUGUUCUACACCAUCAAUCUAAUCAUCCCCUGCCUGCUUAUAUCCUGCCUGACCGUGCUGGUCUUCUACCUUCCCUCAGAGUGUGCGGAGAAAAUCACGCUGUGCAUCUCUGUCCUCCUCUCUCUGACUGUCUUCCUCCUGCUUAUCACGGAAAUCAUCCCCUCAACCUCACUAGUCAUCCCGCUUAUAGGCGAGUACCUCCUCUUCACCAUGAUCUUCGUCACCCUGUCUAUCAUCAUCACCGUGUUUGUGCUCAACGUACACCACCGUUCGUCCCGGACACACAGCAUGCCACACUGGGUGCGCCAGUUUUUCCUUCACCUGGUGCCCCGUUACUUGUUCAUGAAACGUCCUCCCGCCUCAGGUAAGAGGAACUGUGGGAAACUGAUUGAGAUGAUGCACAAGCCAAUGGCAUCACAGUCCAUGUUUCUUCGGAACAACAUUCUGGAUAUUUCUCCGCAAAGCCCGCUCCCUCAUUUGGACAUGGACGUGGUUGCCCGACUGGAUCAAAUUCAGCAGGACUCUUCCCCCAAACCCUUGUUUUUCUGCAGUUCUCCCAGCAGCCAGUAUUCCAUCCUGCAAGAGGAGACUUCUCAGACACCGCCGGUCCUCGCGUUUACGUGCGCAUACACAAACAGCAUCUUCGCCUCAAGCACACCUUCGUUUCCUGAUACUAUGCUUGGUUCUCAGCUCCACAAUAUCCCACAGGAGGGAGCCGAGUGUACAGACUGUGAUAUCCAAGGCCGGAGUGUUGAGAGCGUCUUCAUGGAAGCUAAAGAGAGUGUUCUGGGAGCAGGGAGUUGUCAACACUGUCUUACAUCUGAAGGGACAAGUCUACAGAAGCUUGAUCACGAUGAAGCAGGGAGGUGUUCCAGACAUAACAUGCCCAGCGCUCAGAUCUCCGGCUCUAACAGUGACGGCACUACUGAUCUAAAUGCAGAGCAGCCAGGGAGCAAUCUGUCGCAGUCCCUGCUCAAGGCCCUGGAAGGAGUUCAAUACAUUGCUGACCAUCUGAGAGCAGAAGAUUCAGACUUUUCGGUGAGGGAAGACUGGAAAUAUGUUGCCAUGGUGAUUGAUAGAAUAUUCCUCUGGAUGUUUGUGCUGGUGUGCAUUCUGGGGACCGUCGGACUCUUCCUCCCACCGUGGCUGGCUGGAAUGAUCUAGAUCCUCAUGUAAAGUAUCUGAAUGGUUCUAAGUGGGCGGGGAAUGGCCUUGUCAAUCACAUCUGACUUCAGUGACCUCAUUAAACUUUCGCUGUCAUGAAAAUUAAGUGAUGUUUAUGGAGUCAAUUCAAUGCCACAUAUACUCACAAAAUAAUUGAAGUAUUGCAAAAUAAAAUAAAGUUUUGCAAACGAAAAUGAAAGGAUUGAGAAUUUUUGCAACAUAUUUUCCAUAGUCAUAGCUACUAAUUUAUUUGCAAUGCUGCUUUUAUUAUGCGUUUCAGUCAAGUUUGAGCUUGCAAUUCUGUUUUUCUCUUUGUGCUUCAUGUUUCUUCGCGUCUCACUUUCUGGCAUUGUUUUGACAUGGGGGUGGAGUCAAGGGACUGGGGAAUGUACAACAGGCCUGGACAUGCCUCCUUGGAAGUUACAUCAUCAGCCUGAGACACAGAUCAUGUCUGAUCAAGGCACCGUCAUUGAGUAGAGGCAUGCAGGUGGAUCGUUUCCCUUUAUUCACUACCAUUAAAACAUGCAUGUUUUCGCUUUAUAAACUAUAUGUGACCCUGAACCACAAAACCAGCCUUAAAGUGCUAGGGUAUAUUUUUACCAAUAGCCAAAAAAACAUUGUAUGGGUCAAAAUGAUCCAUUUUACUUUAAUGCAUAAAAUCAUUAGGAUAUUAAGGCCCAAUCCCAAUUCUACUCCUUAGCCCUUCCCCUUUCCCCUCCGUUUCGCCCUUUAAAUGAAGAUUUUUCGGGACCACACUUCAAACGAAGGGGUAUGAAUUAUCUUGGCAACAUGGCUGCUACUGCGAACAAAAAGACACAUAAAUGUAAGCUUUUUUGGCAUAAAUAAAGAUUUUAACAAAAAUGUAUAAUUUGUUUUAUGUUACAUUCAAUUGUGAGUUCAUAUUUUUUUGCACCAUCAUAUUCUAGAUUUUCAAAUAUUGAUAGCCAAAUAUUGUCUGAUCCUAAUAAACCAUACAUCAAUGGAAAGUUUAUUUAUUCAGAUGAUGAUGAUGUAUAAAUCUCAAUUUCGAAAAAUGGACACUUAAGAGACUAUGGUUUUGUGGUCCAGGGUCACAUAUGUGUAUUAACAGUGUAUGCUCAAGAAGUUGCUAGCAUGAACAUCUACUGUUUAUUUCUCUCAAUGUGCACACUGUUAUAGCAUCAGAAUGUAUAUUGUUUUGUUUUGUUAAGUAAAUGUGUAUAAACGCUGUUUGUUUCAAAUCUAUUUAACUUGUGGGAGGACGCCAGCGCACAGAAACAUUCUUUGUUUAUAUUCGUUCAAAGUUACUGCAAUGUUAUUAACUUGAUAAACAUUAAAAUGACUCAAGCUUAAUUUUUUUAAUCCUACAGUGACAUUCGUUUCUUAAUUUAUGUCAGGAUUUAUGUAAAUGAAAAAAUACAUUAAUACCUUUUUGUUUGUAAAAUGUCUUUUUCUCGCACUACUUCAUUUUCUUUUGCAAUUAUUUUUAUUCAUUUGCAAAAAGCACAUUUAUUUUUUCUCAAUAGUUUAAUAUACAAAACUUUAUUUUCUUUUGCAAUACGUCAAUACUACUACUACUACAAUACUGCAAUACUUAUUUUGCAAAUAUUUGUGGCCCUGACUUGACUCCAUAGGAUGUUUAAUGUCAGUGCUUUUCAGUGCAAC